AUGGAUGUGGAUGUGCCCGAACCUGGCCACUGGCCAGUCGAUCCGCAAGAAGAUCAAGAAAUACGUAAAGACCGCAUCUGGGUUGACGGAUGCUUUGAUUUUGCACAUCACGGCCAUGCCGGUGCUUUGCGACAAGCCCGUCAACUGGGAACAGAACUGUACGUUGGUCUCCAUUCAGAUGAAGAUAUCUUGGAGAACAAGGGUCCCACUGUCAUGAGGCUGGAUGAGCGAGUUGCUGCUGUUGAUGCUUGUCGAUGGUGCACCAAAUCUGUACCAUACGCGCCGUACGUGACAGCCUUGCCCUGGAUAUCCCAUUACGGAUGCUGGUAUGUGGUCCACGGAGACGAUAUCACCUCUGAUGCCGGCGGUGAAGACUGCUAUCGCUUUGUCAAGGCUGCUGGACGGUUCCUGGUGGUCAAGAGAACUCCAGGAAUAUCUACCACUGAUCUCGUCGGUCGGAUGCUUCUGUGCACGAAGACGCAUUUCAUCAAGUCAUUGACAGAGGUGCUCUAUGGUAGAAUGGAUGGAAAACCUGAUCCGGCGCGCGUGACGGCCGGGGCUGAAAUGCUUCAAAGAAUCAAAGACUAUGCCACCGAUGAGACUGCUCUCAAACCAGGCGUCGAAGUCUGGACCUGGGCUGGGGGUCAAUUGGCCAAACCAGGGGACCAAAGAGCUGAUGCAGGAUCGUUUGGAAAAUUAGUAUCUGGAGUUGGUCCUAAGCCCGGUCAACGUAUCGUAUACGUUGAUGGUGGGUUUGAUCUAUUCUCGUCGGGACACAUCGAAUUUCUCAAGCGAGUCAAUCAGGCAGAAAAGAAUGAGGCAUAUGUCGCGGUAGGAGUUCACAACGACGACGUCAUCAACCAUUGGAAAGGAUUAAAUUAUCCCAUCAUGAACAUCUUCGAGCGCGGACUCUGCGUGUUGCAAUGUCGAUAUAUCCACGCGGUGGUGCUCGGGGCCCCGUUUUCACCAUCCAAACCAUAUUUGGAAGCCAUGCCCGUGGGAAAAAUAGCCGCCGUGUACCAUGGACCAACUGCGUUUAUGCCUUCGACGUAUGACCCGUACGCAGACGCAAAGGAGAUGGGGAUCCUUCGCGAAAUCGAAAGCCACCCCUACUCACAUGUCAACGCCGGAGAGAUCGUGAUGCGGAUCAUGAAAGGCCGACAGGCCUUUGAAGAGCGCCAAAAAAGGAAAGGCGAAAAAGCGAUUGGAGAAGAAGCGGCGCGUCAACGAGAAAUCCUCGAACAAGAACAAGCAGCAAUUGAGGCGGAACGAAGAGCUGCCAUGAACUGA
Messenger RNA from Rhinocladiella mackenziei CBS 650.93, 1290 nucleotides. RefSeq lists its product as uncharacterized. Gene Ontology annotation, biological process: phosphatidylethanolamine biosynthetic process. Lineage: Eukaryota; Fungi; Ascomycota; Eurotiomycetes; Chaetothyriales; Herpotrichiellaceae. The coding region runs from base 1 to 1290 and encodes 429 amino acids. Gene Ontology annotation, cellular component: cytoplasm. The record is from RefSeq and is a predicted model, not a curated record. Gene Ontology annotation, molecular function: ethanolamine-phosphate cytidylyltransferase activity. The transcript is spliced from 3 exons.